This is a messenger RNA of Papaver somniferum (opium poppy), 732 nucleotides long. Its product is annotated as cytochrome P450 87A3-like. Gene Ontology annotation, molecular function: oxidoreductase activity, acting on paired donors, with incorporation or reduction of molecular oxygen; heme binding; monooxygenase activity. The transcript is spliced from 4 exons. NCBI's taxonomy places the organism in Eukaryota, Viridiplantae, Streptophyta, Magnoliopsida, Ranunculales, Papaveraceae. Gene Ontology annotation, biological process: sterol metabolic process. The record is from RefSeq and is a predicted model, not a curated record. The coding region runs from base 43 to 543 and encodes 166 amino acids.
ACAGAAGCUUUGAAAAAUCAGCUUCUCGCUAAAAUUGAGAUCAUGGCAAACCAAGGCUUACAGUCUUGCUCGACUCAAUCCUCUGUGGAGCUUAAAACAUCCAUUGCAAGUAUGGUAUUCGAAUUAACGUCGAUGGAGUUAUUUGGUUAUGAUUCUUCCAAAUCAUCAAAGUUCCUAAGUAAGAUGUUCACCGACUUCUUUUCAGGUCUUAUGACCUUUCCCGUAAACAUUCCUGGUACUGCUUUCUACCGACGUAUGAAGAACCGAAAAAAGGCUGUAGAGCUUAUGAAGGAUAUUCUGCAGGAGAGAAUCAACUCAGCAAAGAAGCGCCGCGGUGAUUUUCUUGAUCAACUCAUAGAUGACAUGAAAAAGGAGGAUUUCUUGACUGAAGAUUUUGUGGUUUAUAUGAUGUUUGGGCUUCAGCUUGCCAGUUUCGUGUCUAUUUCUGCGAAUCUGACAAGGGCUAUAAGGUUAAUGACAGAAAAUCCUUUAGUGAUCAAGGAAGUAAAGCAAGAGCAUGAAGCAAUUUGUAGAAGAAAGUAAAAUAUGGAUGCUUCACUUACAUGGACAGAUUUUAAAUCAAUGAAAUUUACAUCCCAGGUAUGCAAUCUAAAUACAAGAGUGCUGCAUAUUAAAAAUGAGCACCGAAAAAGGUUAAAACCCAUCCGCCCGGUUAAGCGUAGUUAAUAAUAUCCAUUGAGUAUAAUUUUUGCAGGUACUCAAUGAAACAUU